UCUGCUUUAUUUUUUGACAAGUUAUUAACGGUCAAAUUGGAGGGAAAAUCAUUUGGCUGCGUGUUGGGAACAAGCUUCUUUUAGAAAUAGUUGUAAGUUAUUAUUAAUUAUAGUAAGGAUGUCUCAAACAUCGAUUACUUCGUUUUUUAAUAGUAGAAAGAGACCGGCCUCCGACGAUAUUAUAACUUCUAAAAGCAAACUACCACACAUCGAUCGGAGUCAUGAAGCUAAGAUUUUAGUUAGUGGAAAAGGUUCUGUAGUUAGGAAAAGUGAACUUUCUAAAAAGGAGCUUAGGCUUCCAAGUAAAUCUACUGAUGUGAAGAAGGACGAAACAAGACAGCAGAUUAAUCAGCAUGCGUCGUCAAAAGAAACUAAACCGAUACCGCCAAAAUUACCUGCAGCGUUUUCCAAGAAAGUUAACGCGUCAAACACACCAAAGAGCGCAGAACCCUCCCGGCAGGAAGCUAUCAACUCAUCGCGGAAGGAAUUGAGUCUUGGAGACAUAAGGAAGAAAUUAGCGGGAAGUUCUAGGUUAGCUGACUUGAGAGCAACGGCUGACCGUCUUAGUAAAGGCAUUCAAGAUCUUAAGGAAGCCAGUGACAAGCGGAAUCUCAAACAAUUCAAGUCCAUUGAUGUGGAAGUACCAUCAAGUCCCAGCAAAAAAGCGCAAUUACAAAAUGAAUUGCUGUCUCCGCAGAAAACCUUGUCAGCCUCAGUGUCUCUGGAACGGCCUCUUAUAUCCCCAAGGAAAGUUUUUGUCAGCCCUAUCAAAAGUCCAAGCAAGGUACCAGCUUACAUCCGCCAUGCUGCUUUGGCCACCUCCUCAACAAGCCUGCCACUACCUCAUCACUACAGAUUCCUUGCUGAAAUCUUCCGCAGCAUGGAAACUGUUGUGGCUUUACUCUUUAAUAGAAACGAAAAGAUAACUUUUGCUAAACUCAAGCCUUCAGUCCAAGAAAUGCUGAAAAGGUCAUUCACUGAAAAGCAUUUAGCUCAAAUAAAGCAGCUGGUGCCUGAUUUCUAUAAUUUUGAAGUACAAAAGAUUAAAAACUUUAGCACAUCAACACACAAAGAGCAAUAUGAAUUGUUAAUAUCACCAAAUUUCCCAAAUGACAUCAAAAUGAUGAAUCCUAGUGUGUUAUUGGAGAGACGCAGAUACUUUUUCGAUAUUUUACUUCAGUUGGUGAAGAAACAUCACUCACAGUAUUUACAGACUCUUGACCCACCUAUGGUAAUACCUGAUGACAAGUUAACGCGCUGGCAUCCAGAAUUUGAAAUUGAGAAGGUUCCUGAAGUGGACAGUGCUAAACUGCCUGAAAUACCCAAUGUGGAGAAAUUCUCAACUGCUCAAGAUGUAUUGUCAAAGGCGCGUGAACUGUUCAAAUGUAAUACUAAGAUGGAGAGGGCUUUAGAAAAGCUAGCUCAGGCCAAGGCACGAGGACUUACUGAUCAAGAGAAGGCUGCCACUGGCAUUGUAGACACUAAGCCAAGUGCUUUAGUGAAUGGAUUAACCAGUACAAGCACUCAAACCAGUCAGCCAUCAACUAGCUCAGUAACAUUACUGAAUCCAGCACUUCGAAACUUACCCACUUCCCUCUUAGAGAAAGUGAAAGCUAAGCAGGCUGCUAAAGCCCUCGAGGCUAUGACGAGAUCUACAGAGAACGACCAGAAGUACUUAAUCUACUCUCGUUUACCAGAUCUCUCUCGGACACUAAGGAAUAUUUUUGUCACUGAAAGAAAAAAUGUCUUGGCAUUGAACAUAAUCCUCUCCAAGUUAGACAGUAGCUUCAAAGCGAAUGUAUCUGCAAGUGACCUACAGAGAGAUAUUAAAGUUCUCACUGAAGAAUUGCCAGAUUUUGCUAAAUUACAUGAAAUAAGAAACAGUACUUAUCUGAAAUUAGAUAAAAAUGCUGACCUACAAAAAGUAAUUUCUAAGUUAGAUGCUUUGGCUGCAAAGUAUAAAAAUGAAUAAUUUAAGUUAGCAUAUUGACAUUAACAAUUAAGACUGAGUAAGUAUAAAUUAUACUUUCUUAAAUUAUGCAAGGCAGACUCUUCAGUUUGUUAACAACAAUGUUGUAAUAUUUAUUAAUAUCCUUUAAGUAAAGAUACAAACAAAUCAACGGGUUUGUAGAUAAGUAUAACAGUUACAGUCAGUAAAAUAGUGUUUGUGAUAAUUGUUCAGACAGUUAAUGAC
Trichoplusia ni (cabbage looper) is the source of this 2194-nucleotide messenger RNA. RefSeq names its product DNA replication factor Cdt1 (gene dup). Gene Ontology annotation, biological process: DNA replication preinitiation complex assembly; DNA replication checkpoint signaling; regulation of DNA-templated DNA replication initiation. The record is from RefSeq and is a predicted model, not a curated record. Lineage: Eukaryota; Metazoa; Arthropoda; Insecta; Lepidoptera; Noctuidae. The coding region runs from base 119 to 1972 and encodes 617 amino acids. Gene Ontology annotation, cellular component: nucleus. Gene Ontology annotation, molecular function: DNA polymerase binding; DNA binding. The transcript is spliced from 3 exons.